Molecule: messenger RNA, 1638 nt
Organism: Artibeus jamaicensis (Jamaican fruit-eating bat)
Lineage: Eukaryota; Metazoa; Chordata; Mammalia; Chiroptera; Phyllostomidae
Gene: CPLX3
Product: complexin 3
Exons: 3
Coding region: 99-572 (157 amino acids)
Biological process (GO): neurotransmitter transport; regulation of neurotransmitter secretion; synaptic vesicle exocytosis
Cellular component (GO): terminal bouton; SNARE complex
Molecular function (GO): syntaxin binding
Source: RefSeq, a predicted model, not a curated record
GAGAGCGAGCGGCUGGCGGCGGCGGGAGCUGUCCGCGAGCCCUGGUUCUGAAGUGGGCGAGGAGGUGCCCGGCGCUCGGUUCCGGGGCAGCGAAGACCAUGGCGUUCAUGGUGAAGACCAUAGUGGGAGGCCAGCUGAAGGACCUCACCGGGAGCCUAGGGGGCGGCGAAGACAAGGAGGACGGGGACAAGUCAGCAGCCGAAGCGCAGGGCAUGAGCCGAGAGGAGUAUGAGGAAUAUCAGAAGCAACUUGUGGAAGAGAAGAUGGAGCGGGACGCACAGUUCAUGCAGAGGAAGGCAGAGCGGGCCACCCUGCGGAGCCACUUCCGAGACAAAUACAGACUGCCCAAGAACGAGACAGAUGAGAGCCAGAUCCAGAUGGCAGGUGGAGACAUGGAGUUGCCCCGGGAGCUGGCCAAGAUGAUUGAGGAGGACACGGAGGAGGAAGAGAGGGCCUCAGUCCUCGGGCAGCUGGCCAGCCUUCCUGGCUUAGACCUUGGCUCCCUCAAGGACAAGGCCCAGGCCACACUGGGGGACCUCAAGCAGUCAGCUGAGAAGUGCUACAUCAUGUGACUGCUUCCCCUGGGGGUGCUUAUGGGUGUGACCAGAGGCCUGGGGCCACAUGAGCUGGAAAAGCCUGUCUCAACUUCCAUGGACCUAUACCCUACCUUGGCUUUGUUUCCGCUGUACCAGGCUCUGACCCAGCCUACCUCCUGGCUUCUCUCUCUCCUCUAGGAGCAAAGUCCACAUUCCUCCCCCUACCUCCUCAGGACUCACCCCCCCUACUCAGCCUGGAGAAGCCUCCCAAGAUUGUAGGAAUAGGCCAUGGACCCAAAUUCCUGCACAUAGAUGCACCCAUACAAAUACCCAGAGAGAGGGGCAGAGACCUUGGUAUGUGCAGAGUUGUACUCACAGAUGCAUCCUGGCGCACACAGACACACACGUGGGCCAGCACCCUGGUGCCUAGCCCCUCUGGACACCAACACUAAGAUAUGCUUGGAGAGGGCUUUAGGCAGGCACCCUCAGCAGAUGGGAGGCCUGAGUGUGAGUCUCCACAUUUAUUCUCCUUGAAAAGCACUGCUCUCAUUUCAUCAUCUAUAAAACAGGGGUGAACUGGGGGAUUUUUAAGAUCUUUCCAGCUUGGCCUCCCAGGACCCUCACGGUCAACCCCACAUCCCUCCUUGGGCAGGGCAGGUGCUGCCACUGUGGGCUGUGGCCCUUGGGAGCUGAGUGGUGCUGUGCAAGGAACAAGUACCAAGGAUGAAGCUGGCACCAAACAGUAGCUCAGGAAGCUCCAGGACUUCUCCGAGCUGAGGGCCCAGGGCCUAGCCAAUUUCUGUUUUGUUUCUGUAGAACUCUCUGGAUUCCAUAGCUGGAUUUCCCCUCUCAGUUCAGUGAAAAGAAAAAUCCCAGCUCUGACGUGUGUGUCUUAGUUGGGCAUUGUCCCUGCAAACCAAAAGAUUACCAGUUCGAUUCCUGGUCAGGACAUGUGUCUGAGCUGCAGGUUCAGGCCCCAGUUGAGGCAUGUACAAGAGGCAACUGACUGAUGUUUCUAUCCCUCCCUUCCUCCCUCCCUUCCCCCUCUAAAAGUAAAUAAAUAAAACCUCUUUAAAAAAAUAAAAAUAAAAAUUCCAAAUGA